Molecule: messenger RNA, 940 nt
Organism: Aaosphaeria arxii CBS 175.79
Lineage: Eukaryota; Fungi; Ascomycota; Dothideomycetes; Pleosporales
Product: Arv1-like protein
Exons: 3
Coding region: 41-940 (299 amino acids)
Biological process (GO): regulation of plasma membrane sterol distribution; sphingolipid metabolic process; sterol metabolic process
Cellular component (GO): cortical endoplasmic reticulum; Golgi apparatus
Source: RefSeq, a predicted model, not a curated record
UUCGCAUUACACACUCUAUACCCCACAGUUGCACAUCUUCAUGCCUAUAUGCAUAGAAUGUCGAUGGCCUGUCAAGACACUCUACACAGAAUACAGCAAGGCCGAUGAUCGAUCCCUAGGCAAAGGAGUGCAGCUCACGCAAUGCCCGCGCUGCAAGCGUUUCGCCGACAAAUAUGUCGAGCACGAUUUCGUAGUGCUGUUUAUCGACCUUGUGUUGAUUAAACCACAGGUCUACAGACACCUUCUCUUCAACCGCCUGGGACGCGAAGACGACAAAUUCGACCGCUCCAUCUUCCGUCUUGGAGUCCUCCUCCUCCUCUUCGACGUCUACCUAACCUGGGCGCGAAUCGAGAAGCUCUCCCUCCCACCCAGCUCCCCCUACCGCGUCGCAACCCCCUCAACCCUCGCAAACACAACCACACCCGCGCACCUCUCCCCAGACCUAAACACCAACGCCGCAAUCCUCCAAGCACAACCCCUAAUCCUCCAAUACCUCUUCUUCCUCCUUCUCGUCACCCUCUCCACCCUCUCCUUCCACCUCCCCAUCCGCCUCCUGUGCUCCCUCCCUCCCACACGCAUCCCGUCCCCCCUCCGCAAACCCUUCACACGCCUAAUACCACACUACCCGCACCCGACACCCCUCAGCACUGCGCUCCUCGUCUCAUCCUGCACGAAACUGUUCCCGAUCCUGCUCAUCAUUUGGGACUACGACCUCAAGUGGAGCGCGACGGCCGUCAGCUGGGCCGUCAUCGUGAAUAACGUGGCAGCCAUGGAAAUCCUAAUGGGGUGUGGGUACGUCAGAGCAGGGGUGCUGGUGGGCGUCGGGGCAGGGUUGAGGAGUGUGGUCGGUGGGUUGGUGGUUAGGGGUGUUGGGUUGGGGGAUGAGGUUGGGGGGUUGCUGGAGGGGGUGAGGGGUUUGAUCAAUUGGGUGGGAAUGUGA